GGCUGACCAAUCUGCGUGUACAUUGUUAAAUACUAAUAAGAAGUCAUUGUGUAAUGUAUAUGUAUUACUCGCAUUUGUAUGUAAGAUGUGGAAUAGUAAUGAAUGCUCCCAGGAAGGAUGCUUUUUGUAACAGGAAAAUGACCGCCAAGCUGCAGGAUCAGAUCUGAUGUGGGCUUGAACCUUGAAACAUUCAGCAAUAGAAUACAUCUUCCUCAUGUAAGAAUGGAAGUGAUCCUUUGAUUCUUCAGCCUGACCAUAUAACCCGGCUUCCUUCUGGAAAGGCAUUGGAAUUUUUUGAAUUCUAGUUAUUUCUGUAAAGGAGUUUUGGUAGUACUGCUUGAAAGAUGCCGAUUUUAAAGCAGCUUGUGUCUGGUUCAAGUACAAAGCGCCGGUCACGUGCUGAUUUGACGGCUGAGAUGAUCAGUGCACCCAUGGGGGAUUUUCGCCAUACCAUGCAUGUUGGAAGAGGUGGGGAUGCCUUUGGAGACACCUCUUUUCUCAGCAGUGAUGGAAGUUUAAGAAAGGCUGAAGAGACCAGCUCAAAGCCUGGCCUACUUUCAAGAACUUUCAGAAGCAGCAAACGAUCACAUUCCGUUACACGCUAUGAUAAGAGGGAUACAUUGGAGGUAUCAAGGGAUUCCAUGAUUUUUGUCAAAAAUGCAGUUUCUUUGCCACAGCUUAAUGACAAAGAAGAUGAGAGGAGUAUUGGCAGAGUUCCAAAGAGUUUGUCUUCAAGUCCAGUCAAAACAAUCUCAAGUGAGAAAAGUGGAGAUGUCCACGUCAAUGGUGGCGCAUCUUGUAACGUUUCAGAUAAAGACCUUGAGGCAUUUAAAGAUGAAAGGGACUUUGGUGAUAUAACAGAUCUGCCUGAGCCAAUGCCCAAAGGAGGCAUGAAGCAUGCAGAAUCAAUAAUGUCUUUUCACGUAGAUCUUGGACCUUCCAUGCUUGGUGAUAUCUUGAGUAUCAUGGACAAAAUGACAUGGGAUGAUGAUCUUGAACUUGGCCCUGAUGAUGGGAAGCAGGCUAAGGAGACACCUGGCAAACGGUAUCAAGGAACCGAACUUGAAACUAAAAGUGUUGUAGCUCCUCAUGUUAUUAGAGAGGAAGCACAGAGUGUAGCAACCUACAGCCCAGACUCUUCAAGGAGCCAUGGUAGUCACAUGACCCACGAUAGUAGCUCCAUCUCUAGUUCCACAUCUGGAAAUGUGGAGGAAUGGGGGCAUACGUCUGAAAGUUUGGAUAGAAAGUAUAAGGGCCAAAUGAAAGGUGUGCCAGGAAACAGAAAAGACAAAGACUUUUCCUUUAUGGAUGAAGAUGAUGAUGAAAUCACAGUAUAGAGUGCAUUGUUGAGAUGUAAUUUACAAAACCACAACAUGGAUGAGGCAAGCAAUGGAGCUAAGUUAGGCCUUGUUCUGAGUAGAAGCAAGUUUGCCACUUUCUUUAAACAUCCUUCCCAAGGAGCUUACUGUCAGUUGGUGCUUUUUAGUGGCUCUGCAAAAUCUUUUCAGUAAGUGAUAGUUUCUUUAAAAAAAUGAAUUUAAUUGCAAGAAAGACUCCUGAGAAAAUGGAUGGGAUUUGCUUUGGAAAUGACAAAGUUCAGUAGUUCACACAUCAUCGUGAUGAUGAUGUUUAUGAUUUGAGAGAAUUGAACUUUAAUGCAUUUCACUGACCUGUUUGCACAAUAUGUAGGGGUGGUUUAUACCCCUAAAAUGAAAGCUUGUAUGGCUAAACACUAAAGAAUGUGUGUUUAACCCUGAAUCAUAUUAUAUUUUCCAUUUCUACAGAGAAAGCUUACUACUUUAAGUUAAACACUAAACUAUGGACUGUAGAUAGUCUGCCUUUCUGGGGUAAAAUAGAUUUACUUCCUGUACUACAUAAUAUAGGUUUGUGUUUUAAUGCAAUGUUGCUUGAGGAAACUGUUUUUCUCCAGUGUUCUCUAAUAUGGAACAACAUCUGUGAUUAUACUACAGUCUUAAAUAACUAAUUUUGAAGGAUCUUCAGCAACAAGGUUCUGUCUGCAAUGUGUGGCUGUAAAGACUGAGAACUCUAAACCUACUCCAUAUUAGAGGUUUGAACUUCAUUCCAGGGUGACACACACACACACACACACACGCACACACAGCAAAAAAAAAAUCUUUCCUUUUAAAAAAAAAAAAUCUUGAAUAGCUUUGUUUUUUUUUUCAGAUCUGCCAAAAAGAGCUUGUAACUUCAUGCUUAAAACAUAUUGCUACGUCUUAGAGAGCUGUCUUGCAAUGCUGUUUUUCAAAUGCACUGUCACUCUCUAAUUUGCUUUUGUUGCAGAAGGUAGUCUAACAUCUGUGAAAUGUUUGAAAGCUUUUACAAAAAUGCUUUUGUCUUUGUACAAAUGUAGUCCAGACCACUGCAGUUGCUACUAUAUUCUGAUAAGAGAUCGCUGUGCCAUCUAUGAGAACGUGGUGAAACCCAGACUUUCUCUUCGAAGAAGAAGAAUGGCUUUUGUUUACAUAUUCUGUAGUGAAAAUGAGGAUAUUCAAGAUGGGCUGCUCUCUUGGAACGGAUUUAUUUUCCUUACAGGCUAGAGAAUGUAUUUACUAGUGUUUGGGACUAUUGUCCUUACCCCAGAAGAAGUUACACAUUUCAGAUAUGGAACAUAAAUUUUGUGCUUCGACGCAUUAGUUUCCUACUCUGUUGAUUCCUGGUUGAUCUCAGAAGAUGACUACAGCAAAAUACAGGCUCCCUACAUUUAUUUUUGCCAAUUAAACUGAUUAAAACACUAACUUUUAUAAACAUUAAGCAUUGAAUGUAUUGUACAGUUCUAUUUUAUAAUUUUGUUCUAAAAUAUAGAUGUUUAAAAAUGCCAUUAUGUAGAAUGGUGAUACGUUUCUUUGUACAGUUUCAUGAUAAUAUCUGAGUAAUAUAUUUUUAACACAUUGUUUUGAAAA
Protopterus annectens (West African lungfish) is the source of this 2921-nucleotide messenger RNA. It is a transcript of the gene CDC42EP4, whose product is annotated as CDC42 effector protein 4. The transcript has 2 exons. The record is from RefSeq and is a predicted model, not a curated record. Lineage: Eukaryota; Metazoa; Chordata; Ceratodontiformes; Protopteridae. The coding region runs from base 345 to 1337 and encodes 330 amino acids.